Messenger RNA from Candidozyma haemuli, 924 nucleotides. RefSeq names its product phosphoribosylaminoimidazolesuccinocarboxamide synthase (gene ADE1). Gene Ontology annotation, biological process: 'de novo' IMP biosynthetic process. The transcript has a single exon. Gene Ontology annotation, molecular function: phosphoribosylaminoimidazolesuccinocarboxamide synthase activity. The record is from RefSeq and is a predicted model, not a curated record. Gene Ontology annotation, cellular component: cytoplasm. Bases 1 to 924 code for a protein of 307 amino acids. NCBI's taxonomy places the organism in Eukaryota, Fungi, Ascomycota, Pichiomycetes, Serinales, Metschnikowiaceae.
AUGUCGCUUCAUACAACAGAAUUGGAUGGCAUCUUGCCUCUCGUUAACAGGGGAAAGGUUAGAGAUAUCUAUGAGAUCAAUGCUACAACUCUCCUUUUUGUCGCUACCGACAGAAUCUCCGCUUACGAUGUCAUAAUGGAAAAUGGCAUCACUAACAAGGGAAAGAUCUUGACUAAGUUGUCCGAGUUCUGGUUUUUCUUCUUAUUCAACCAAGUUCACAAUCAUUUGGUUUUGGAGCCACAUACUGACGAAGAGGAGAUUUUCAAGCAUUUGCCUCCUCAAUUGUCCGAGCCAAAGUACAAGGACCAAUUGGCAGGUAGAUCUUUGCUUGUGAAGAAGAUGCAAUUGAUUCCAUUGGAGGUCAUUGUCAGAGGUUACGUCACAGGAUCUGCUUGGAAAGAAUACAAGAAGUCUAAGACUAUCCACGGUAUUCCUAUCGAGGAAGACUUGCAAGAGUCCCAGGAGCUUCCUACUCCUCUCUUCACCCCAUCCACCAAAGCUGAACAAGGUGAGCACGAUGAGAACAUCACUCCCGAGCAAGCUGAAAAGAUUGUUGGCAAGGAGUUGUGUGACAAGCUAGCAACUAUUGCCAUUGACCUUUACACGAAAGCUAAGGAGUAUGCUAAGACUAAGGGUAUCAUCAUCGCCGAUACCAAGUUCGAAUUCGGUUUGGACGAGGGUGGUAAUGUCGUUCUUGUUGAUGAAGUGUUGACUCCAGACUCAUCCAGAUUCUGGAAUGCUUCGCAGUACGAAGUUGGCAAGUCCCAGGAAUCUUACGACAAACAGUUCUUGAGAGACUGGUUGACUUCCAACAACUUGAACGGUAAGGAUGGUGUUGUCAUGGAUGACAGCAUUGUUCAGAAGACAAAAGAGAAGUAUGUGGAGGCCUACGAAGUUUUGACUGGUAACACCUGGAAAGAAUAG